AUGUUCCCUCCCCAAUUCUACGUGAGUGUUUCGAAUGCCCUCAAGAGAUGCCUCUGCUGACUCUAUCACAGACGUCCACUGACACACUUCGAUUCUGUAAUUUGUGCGCGAUAUAGAUACUUGCGGAUUUGGCAUCUGCGCUCGCUCAGCCUGUAGAAGAACCACUGUCCACUAUCCGCCCAUUGAUCUUCAGCGAUCCAAAGAGCAGAGACGCCGAACAGAGUAGCUCAGCACACGGCGGCCCUGCUUCCUCUGCAACAGUAUCGAGCGUCAUAACGGAGAGCCGCAAAGCAUCGAUGUCACCCAUGGGACAGCUCACGGCGGUCGAGCCUCGAGCUGUGGUAGAGAGCGGAGCACCUGUGCCGAGCAAAGCAGGUGCAGCAGAAGAGCAAGGGCAGCAGUAUGCAUUUCCGCUGGUCUUGCCUGGAGACGUGGCAAGCUCUGCACCGCAGAGACUAGCAGCUGGUCUACCUGCUCGAGCGCCAGGCCGACGUCAAGGCCGAGAAGCGCCUCCACCGCCUUUGAACAGGGUCAUGGUCAGUCCGAGAGCAGGCAACCUGUCUGUCUGCGGCGUCAUCAGAAGAGGCAUGCCUGGCUUGCACGACUUCACUUUCGGAUGGCCGGGAUUGGAACCUGCCGUCAAAGAUGGCGCUGAGACUGCUGCUACCGCCCGUCUUUGA
Messenger RNA from Ceraceosorus bombacis, 680 nucleotides. Lineage: Eukaryota; Fungi; Basidiomycota; Exobasidiomycetes; Ceraceosorales; Ceraceosoraceae. The record is from the annotation of a GenBank genome assembly.